AUGACUGUAGCCACACUGGGUUACACGAUGGUCAUCUGUGGCAAUAGUGAUGAUCCACAACAUAGGUAUCGAGGACGAAUUGAAAAGGUUAAAUUUGGAGUUCCAAUUGAAGAAGCCUUCGCUCAUGAUAUACCCGCUACUUUAUUAGUACUACUAUUAAAAGUACAUAAAGAUGGUCCCGCUAAAAAGGAUAUCUGGCGUGCACCGGGUAAUCAAGCUCAAGUACGAAAGCUUUCACAUAUCAUGCAACACGGAAGGCUUGUAAAUAUUGCCAAUUUUAGUGUUUAUACUGCUGCAUCUGUUAUUAAGAAGUUUUUAUCGAAAUUGCCUGGUGGCAUAUUUGGCCUCGAAAAUGAACAAAAACUUUUUGAUUUGUAUAAUAUAUCAUCAGAUAUGGAAUUGCAGAGACAGUCGUUUUGUCGAGUAUUGAGCAGUUUACCGGUUCCAUCACAGCACUUACUUGUGCUACUUUUUGGCACUUUUUAUAUGAUCUCAGAAUCAGCUGAUUCAUUUGGCUCAAGGAUGACAACAGAAGCUCUUGGAAUUUCUGUAGCGCCUUCACUUUUCCAUUCAUGUAUUCAUGAUGGACAGCGGGCGAAAAUGGAAGAUGUGAUACGAUUCAAAAUUGCUUCCGAGAUCAUCUCAAGAAUAAUUGAAAAUUUUGGUUACGCAAAUCUUUUUCCACGAGAAAGUUAUGAAUUUUAUGCUCGUAUAACAGGAAGAGCACUACGAUUUGAUGAAAAUGAUUCACGACUGCGAUUCGUUACACCAGCUAAUGUACACAAUCGGCCAGUACCACCGCCCACUACCUAUUCAAUUAUGGCUGCCCGAUGUGUUGGAAGUUAUUCGAUGGGUACCGUUGCAGCAAUCGACCGCAUUAGCUCUAACUGUGAUGAUAAUGAAGUUGAACGCACUCUGUUGACAUCCACCAUAAGUCUACAAUCCGAACAAGGAACCAGUGAUUAUCCGUAUAUGACGAUAGCCGAUUGUAAAUCAACAUUUUUCGGAAUUGGGCCUCAGCAUAUCACUGUUGCAACAGUCGCUGACGACGAACUGAUAUCCAAAAACGAGAAAUUGAUCUUGCGGCCAUCAAAUAGUCAAAUUGCCAUUGCAUUUGCGAAUGAACAUCAAUCGCUGCCGAAUCAUCUGAGAAAUACUCAGGUUUCGACAGAUUUGGAUUUGGAAUUGUGCGAUUCGGAAAAUUUCGAUUUUUAA
Messenger RNA from Acanthocheilonema viteae, 1215 nucleotides. The record is from the annotation of a GenBank genome assembly. NCBI's taxonomy places the organism in Eukaryota, Metazoa, Nematoda, Chromadorea, Rhabditida, Onchocercidae.